Molecule: messenger RNA, 3828 nt
Organism: Chiloscyllium plagiosum (whitespotted bambooshark)
Lineage: Eukaryota; Metazoa; Chordata; Chondrichthyes; Orectolobiformes; Hemiscylliidae
Product: transmembrane protease serine 2-like
Biological process (GO): proteolysis
Cellular component (GO): membrane
Molecular function (GO): serine-type endopeptidase activity; protein binding
Source: RefSeq, a predicted model, not a curated record
AACUUUGAUUCAGCUGUAGCCCAGGCUAGCAGCCACCUCUUUCCUCAGUCAGAGCACAUUCUACAACUUGGACAAUGCGGGACAAGACUCUGCAGUUCCUGAGCUUUACGUGAACCCUUAGAAGUGUUCGAGCUGCUGGGACUGACUCUGAAGCUGUACCCUCAGGUUUAACAGACAACACAACCUCAGGACUUCAGGAAUGACUUCAUACCCAAAUAUUUAUGAGAAUUACUUGCCUGAGAACGUUCAACCGCCUGCAAACAGUAACACACCAGGACCAUAUCCUCCGCCACCUUAUCCCAACCCAGGAGGAUACCAGAUCCCACCUUAUCCUGGCACUGGAUCUUACCCAACACAGCCAUACCCUAAUGCAGGAGCGGGAACAUACCAACCCUAUUACAUUCCUUCUGCGGGCCCCAAGCAUCCUCCAACUCAAGUCAUCCAGAGUAAUGUCCCACACAGAAAGCCCGGAGGUAUCUGUAAUCCAAAGAGGAAGACUUACUGUUGUAUCAUUUCUCUCUUCUUGAUUUUAUCUGUGCUGGGAAUUGGAGCUUGGAUCAUUUUUAAAUUUGUGAAGGACAUUCCGACUACCAACAUUAGCCAUUCGUGUUCAUCCAGAGUGACCAGGUGUGAUGGAGUCCGUGAGUGUACAGACAACAGCGAUGAAGUGGGCUGUGUGAGAUUCCAAGGGUCCAGCUCACAACUCGAGGUCUAUGGGUGGAAAUCCCAGCAAUGGUUACCCGUUUGUUACACAGCCUGGAACACAUCUUUGGCAGACAAGACGUGUCGACAACUGGGGUUCAGGAGUUCUUUCCAGUCUGGGAAAACAAUCAAUGAUCAGUCUUCAAGCCUUGUGGUCAACUCAACAAAAUCAGGAACAAAAAUACAAAGCCUCUUGAGCAGCAGUGCGCAAUGUUCUACCAGAGAUACUGUUUCUCUCAAAUGCAUUGACUGUGGCAAGAAGAUCAAAACCUCCACAAGAAUUGUGGGUGGAGUCCCAGCUCAGUUGGGGGAGUGGCCUUGGCAAGUUAGUCUCCAUUACAAGUCAAGACACGUCUGUGGUGCAACGAUCAUCUCACAGGACUGGAUCAUCACCGCAACCCAUUGCUUCUUCGAAGAUGAUAGCUAUCAGCCGAUUUAUUGGAGAGUAUACAGUGGUUUCAUUUCCCAACGGGAACUAUACAGAGCCACUCUCCGUUCUGUGUCGAGGAUUGUUGUUCACAGCAGAUACAGCUCAGACACCAAUGACAAUGACGUUGCUUUGAUGAAGCUCUCAAAUCCUCUGCAGUUUACAGAUAAAAUUAGACCUGCCUGUUUGCCAACCUAUGAUCAACAAUUUCCAGACGGGAUAGGCUGUUGGAUUACAGGAUUUGGUCACACAGAGGAAGAUGCACGUUUGAUCUCCGACAGACUUAUGGAAGCUUCAGUCAACAUAAUUGGCACUAGGACCUGCAACCAGAGAAACCUUUACAACGGCGCAAUAACAGACCGUAUGGUCUGUGCUGGUAGAAUCUCUGGGGGAGUUGAUCCUUGUCAGGGUGACAGUGGUGGGCCUCUUGUAUGUGAAGUAUCUGGUACUUGGUACCUGGCGGGAGUUACGAGUUGGGGGAUUGGCUGCGCUCGGAUAAACAAGCCAGGAGUUUAUGCCCGGGUGACACAAUUCACCGACUGGAUCUUCUCACAGAUGGAGGCUAACAGCAACUAAUGAAAAGGAUGGGCUUUGACCACACAUUGGGUGUGAUUGAGGUUGGCGCCUCUGAUUUAUGCUGCUUUUCCAAAAGACUGUCACUGGGGAUUUUGGAUUUCCCCCAAAGCUCGUUAAAGUACUGUAUAUGUUUAAUGAAAAAUAGAGAUGGUAACUGUAUAAAAUGUGUAUUUGCUUAGUCAAUAUAGAGAAAAAUGAUUCAUUAAUCAUUAGAUGAUACAGAUCUCAACCCAGUCUUAAGAUAAUCAAAACUUUCCUGACCAUGACUAUUAUCUUAAGUCGUGUUAUUUCAGGAACUUUCUCAGAUCCUCAUAGUUUCUGAGGGUUAAAAUCUCAAAGACUCUGUGUGUGCACUGGCUGCACAUUAAGUUAAGAUUACAAUUUAAGAAUUGCUGCUUUGGGCUCAAUCCAGUGGCAGUAUGCACCCAAGAUUGCACCUGGUUUGCAAAAUGUAUAUAUAUCUAAAUAUAUAUUCUCAGGUUUCCAUCAAAUGUUGCCAAAUUUAAAAGAACACCCUGCUGUGAACAAAUACAAUCUGGCAGGAAUUUUAAAAAAAUGUUUGCUAUAAAAAUAUUCCUUGAUUUAUUUAAUAAUUGAAAUUUGGUGCAAUUUGGUUACUGAAAAUGUGUUGCUCACAAACCAAAGAAUUUUUAAUCAGGUUAUCCAUCAUCUGUGAAUAACCUGAUUUUUAAAUGAGCAAAUAUGACUGUUAACUUAAACAGGAACUACUUGCUUGACGCUUUGGGGUACAGUAGUCAGUUUCUUAGUUUUUUUAAAAAAAGUAAAUAUUUUAUAAAGUUUCUAAAAUGUGCAAUUAGUAUUCUGCACUCAAAAGAACUAUUUAAUUGCUGUAGCCACCUUGAAAUCUCACAGUGAUGCACAAUUGACAGCAACUUGCCAUGGUGAUACCUUAGAUCUGGGGUGUGGCCAACGUCAUGUGGGGGGUAGGUGUUGUUUGAGCUGGUGCAAAGAAAACUCACAACAAACCAAUUUGUGCUUAAAGUUCUGCCAUAUUUUGAGAACUUUAAGCGCAAAUUGGUUUAUUGUGAUAUUUUUUGCUAACAUGUCGUUGGCCACACCCUAGAUCUAAGGUAUCACCAUGGCAAGGUGAAAUGCAUUUAAUGAAGAGAAAGGAAUCUUAUAAAAACGUAUGAAUAUUCUGCCAGCACCACCCUCUUAACAUGUCAUGGCAACGCCUAAUCCCAUUCCAAUUAUGUUAGUGCGAUAUAAUUAAGCUUCACAAGUUAAACAAUUACAAUAGAGGAGGAUGGAAUUACAGAAACAGGAGGAAGCCAUUCAGCACUUCAAGAGAAUUCAUUAAUCAAUGGGUGAUACAGAUCUCAAUCUGGUUUUAAGGUUAUCAAACCUCUCCUGACCACGACCAUCAUCUCAAAUGAUGUAAUUUCAGGAAUUUUCUCGGAUUCUCAUGGUUUCUGAGGGUUAAAAUCUCAAAGAUUCUAUAUGUGCACAUUCAGUGAAAUCCUGAGCUGUAUCUUAACCCCAUUUACUCACCUCAGUCCUAUACCUUUUAAGAAUCUUAGCCUGCAAAAAUCUCAUAAUCUCAUUUUCAAUAUUUAUUAAUUGAGCCAGCUUCUGCACCUUUACCAUCCCUCACAUGAAGGAGGAUUUAAUCUCUUCUAUCCUAAUGGCCUUGCUCUUAUUUCAUUGACAGUCCACUCCCCUCGGGUUAACUCAAGUCUUCAAUUUGGCGCACUUAGCUAAUGUACUGAGAAGUAUAAAAUCUACAACAGAUUAUGCACUAAUUUUGUUAAGUUCUUUUGAGGUAUUUCCCUGUGAUUUCUAAUUGCUGAAUAUAAGACAGAAAAGAAUGUUUUCUUAAAAGAAAUGGAAGAAUCUAAUGAUUGGAGGUUGAGUCCUUGGCCUCUGAAAACAGUUUAUAAAAUACUGAUCUGCAUCCAUCGAGUGCCAAUAACUCCUGGAAACCAAUCAGAACAAUAUGUUUGAAGUGAAUCUGAUCAAACAUGAAUAAGGAUAUAAUUCUGUUUUUUUUAUUGUAAUUAUGAAGAUGGUGCAUUGAUUUGUGUUUUUCACUGAAAAUAAAGUGAGAUACGUUUUAAUUCCUAUUUCAAAGGAAUUUUUGUUCAUGGAGCAGAAUAAAAAUA